GGCCUGCGGUCGGUUCCGCAUCCGGCGCGGUUGCGUCACUUCCUGCUCACGCCGGCGCUCUCCCUUUCCCCCUCUCCCCGGACCCGGAUGGUGACUGGCGGCGGCGGCGGCGGCUCUCGGGACUGUCAGUGAGCGGCUCCUCCCGGGCCUCUUGUCCUGAGCGGCGGCGGCGCGGCCGGGAAGAUGGCUGCGGCGGCCUCCUGCUCUUCGGCGGCGGCGCCCGCCGGGCCCGGGCCCGGGCCGGUGUCGGCCGGGCCGGGCCCCUGCGAGUGGCUGUUGCUGCGGGACGGCUGCCUGCGUUGCGACGCCGACGGCCUCUGCAGCCUGUGCUACCACCCGGCGCUCAACGCCAUCCUGGCCGUGACCGCCCGCGGCGCCAUCAAAGUCAUCGACGGCACCUCGGGGGCCACGCUGCAGGCGUCGGCGCUCAACGCUAAACCAGGUGGACGGGUGAAAUGUCAAUAUAUUUCUGCUGUGGAUAAGGUGAUCUUUGUGGAUGAUUAUGCAGUAGGAUGUAGGAAAGAUCUCAAUGGCAUCUUAUUGUUAGACACAGCUCUGCAAACGCCUGUUUCAAAACAAGAUGACGUGGUUCAGCUUGAAUUGCCGGUUACAGAGGCUCAGCAGCUGCUAUCUGCUUGCAUAGAAAAAGUAGAUGUUUCUAGCACAGAGGGAUAUGACUUAUUCAUCACACAACUGAAGGAUGGUUUAAAAAAUACCUCACAUGAAACAGCAGCAAAUCAUAAAGUUGCCAAGUGGGCAACGGUUAUGUUCCACCUUCCUCAUCAUGUUUUGAAGUCUGUCGCCAGUGCCAUUGUAAAUGAACUCAAGAAGAUAAAUCAAAAUAUUGCUGCCUUACCUGUAGCAUCCUCUGUGAUGGAUAGGUUAUCUUACCUCUUACCCAGCGCGCGACCUGAACUUGGUGUGGGACCUGGUCGAUCUGUGGACAGGUCUUUGAUGUACAGUGAAGCUAACAGACGGGAGACAUUCACCUCAUGGCCUCAUGUGGGUUAUAGGUGGGCACAGCCAGAUCCUAUGGCUCAAGCUGGGUUCUAUCACCAGCCAGCUUCAUCAGGAGAUGAUAGAGCCAUGUGCUUUACCUGUAGUGUGUGUUUGGUAUGCUGGGAGCCUACAGAUGAACCUUGGUCUGAACAUGAGAGACAUUCCCCAAACUGCCCAUUUGUCAAGGGUGAGCACACUCAGAAUGUACCUCUUUCAGUCACACUGGCAACAAGUCCAGCACAAUUUCCCUGCACAGAUGGCACUGACAGAAUAGCCUGCUUUGGAUCUGGAAGUUGCCCUCAUUUCCUAGCUGCUGCAACAAAACGAGGAAAGAUCUGCAUAUGGGAUGUUUCCAAACUUAUGAAGGUUCACUUAAAAUUUGAGAUCAAUGCAUAUGAUCCAGCUAUCGUGCAGCAGCUUAUGUUAUCAGGAGAACAGAGCUCAGGGGUUGACUCGAGGAGACCAACACUAGCAUGGCUAGAAGAUUCAUCUAGCUGCUCAGAUAUACCAAAAUUAGAAGGAGACAGUGAUGAUCUAUUGGAGGAUUCAGACAGUGAAGAGCAUUCCAGAUCAGAGUCUGUGACAGGGCAUACAUCACAAAAAGAAACUAUGGAAGUCAGCCUUGAUAUAACAGCACUCAGCAUUCUUCAGCAACCUGAGAAACUUCAAUGGGAAAUUGUUGCAAAUGUCCUGGAAGACACAGUUAAGGAUCUGGAAGAACUUGGGGCAAAUCCAUGUUUGGCCAACUGUAAGAGUGAAAAGAUGAAGGAAAAACAUCUAGAACAACACAACAUUCCCUUUCCUUGUUUGUUAGCUGGGGGUCUAUUAACAUACAAAUCACCUGCUACCUCUCCUGUUAGCAGUAACUCUCAGAGGUCACUGGAUGGCUUAAGCAGGACUCGAGGUGAGAGUGUCUCGGAGCAGGGAUCAACAGACAAUGAAUCCUGCACUAAUUCAGAACUGAAUUCGCCUCUGGUACGGAGGACUUUACCUGUAUUGCUGCUAUACAGCAUUAAGGAGUCUGAUGAAAAAGCAGGAAAACUCUUUUCACAAAUGAACAAUAUUAUGAGUAAAAGUAUACAUGAUGAUGGUUUCACGGUUCCACAGAUCAUUGAAAUGGAGCUGGACAGUCAGGAACAGUUGCUGUUACAGGAUCCCCCUGUGACUUACAUUCAGCAGUUUGCAGAUGCAGCAGCCAACCUAACUUCUCCAGACUCGGACAAGUGGAGCUCUAUGGUUCCCAAACCUGGGACUUUGGUUCAGUGCCUGCGUCUGCCAAAGUUUGCAGAGGAGGAGAACCUGUGUGUAGAUUCAAUCACUCCUUGUGCAGAUGGAGUUCAUUUGUUAGUAGGACUGCGGACUUGCCCUGUUGAAUCUCUGAGUGCAAUAAAUCAAGUAGAGGCCUUGAAUAAUUUAAAUAAAUUAAACUCGGCACUAUGUAAUAGAAGAAAGGGUGAACUAGAAUCAAGUCUUGCUGUAGUGAAUGGCACGAGUAUCGAUGUAAUCCAACAUGAGUCACCAGCAGACGUACCAACUCCUUUAAUAAUUCAACCUGAACAGAGAAGUGUUAGUGGUGGAUACCUAGUGCUUUAUAAAAUGAAUUAUGCCACUAGAAUAGUUACCCUAGAGGAGGAACCAGUAAAAAUCCAGCAUAUCAAAGACCCCCAAGACACAAUUACCUCAAUGAUUUUGCUCCCACCAGAUAUACUGGAUAAUCGAGAGGAUGACUGUGAGGAGCCUGUGGAGGAAAUGCAGUUGACUUCUAAAAAUGGCAAUGGGAGAGAGAGAAGAUCUGAGAUCUCUACUCUUGGGCACCUGGUAAUAACUACUCAGGGAGGAUAUGUAAAAAUACUAGACCUUUCAAACUUUGAAAUUCUGGCCAAAGUGGAGCCACCUAAAAAAGAGGGCACUGAGGAACCAGAUAUGUUUGUCUCUGUGAUAUACUGUUCGGGCACAGACAGACUAUGUGCAUGCACCAAAGGUGGAGAACUUCAUUUCCUUCAGAUUGGAGGAACUUGUGAUGACAUAGAUGAAGCCGAUAUACUUGUAGAUGGAUCCCUUUCCAAAGGUGUUGAACAGUCAUCAGAAGGCACCAAGCCCUUAUCUAACCCUUCUAGUCCAGGCAUUACAGGAGUUGAUCUGUUGGUGGACCAGCCGUUUUCCCUUGAAACGCUGACAUCCCUGGUGGAACUAACCCGUUUUGAGACCUUAACUCCACGAUUUUCAGCCACUGUCCCUCCUUGUUGGGUAGAAGUCCAGCAAGAGCAACAGCAAAGGCGGCAUCCACAGCAUUUGCACCAGCAGCACCAUGGGGAUGCGGCUCAGCACACUCGAACUUGGAAGCUACAGACAGACAGCAACAGCUGGGAUGAGCAUGUAUUUGAACUGGUUUUACCAAAAGCCUGUAUGGUUGGACACGUGGACUUCAAAUUUGUUUUGAAUUCAAACAUCACAAACAUUCCCCAGAUUCAAGUGACUUUACUGAAAAAUAAAGCUCCAGGCUUAGGGAAAGUCAAUGAAGCAGCAGUAGAUAGACAGAUCACAUUUCCUUUAUCUCCAGCUCUUAAUAUUGAAAUGGAGAGAAAUGGAAAGCCAGCACUGGUUGAAUUCAGUGAAGAAAUGCAGUAUAUGGAUAUAGAGGAACCACAAUGUCUUAGGUUGUGUCCAUUUCUAGAGGAACAUAAGGAAGAUAUACUUUGUGGUCCAGUAUGGCUGGCAACUGGACUUGAUCUAUCAGGACAUGCUGGAAUGUUAACACUAACAAGUCCAAAGCUUGUUAAAGGCAUGGCUGGUGGCAAGUACCGUUCCUUCCUAAUUCAUGUUAAAGCAGUGAAUGACAGAGGAACAGAAGAAAUGUGCAAUGGUGGAAUUAGGCCAGUAGUUAGAAUACCAUCUCUAAAACCUCAGAGUAACAAGGGCCAUUCCCUUGCUUCAUUGUUGGCAAAAGUUGCAGCAGGCAAGGAAAAGCCAUCCAGUAAAAUUGAAGCCAGUAAUUCUUCAAGAAAAUCGGAUAAUCUUAGAGGCUGUGACUUACUUCAAGAAGUUUCUGUAACAAUUCGAAGAUUUAAAAAAACUUCCAUUUCAAAGGAAAGAGUUCAACGAUGUGCCAUGUUACAGUUUUCAGAGUUCCAUGAGAAGCUGCUCACUACUCUUUGCAAAAAGACAGAUGAUGGUCUGACCACGGAACAUGCUCAGAGCCUUGUAUUAGACACGCUUUGUUGGCUGGCAGGAGUGUAUUCAAAUGGACCUGGCAGCUCAAAGGAAGGCAAUGACAGCUUGCUUUCUAAAACACGUAAAUGUGUCUCUGAUAUUAUUCGCGUUUGCUUCUUUGAAGCUGGGCGGAGCAUAGCUCACAAAUGCGCACGUUUUCUUGCACUAUGCAUCAGCAAUGGCAGGUGUGACCCAAGUCAACAGGGAUUUGGAUCUGUUCUUCUAAAAGCUUUACUUGACAAUAUGCCUCUCUUACCUGCUGCUGCAACGGGUGGAUCUGUAUAUUGGUAUUUUGUAUUGCUGAAUUAUGUAAAGGAUGAAGAUUUGGCAGGAUGUAGUACAGCUUGUGCAUCCUUGCUAACUGCUGUGUCCCGACAGCUACAGGACCGUCUAACACCUAUGGAAGCAUUACUUCAGACAAGAUACGGAUUAUAUAGUUCACCUUUUGAUCCAGUCCUCUUUGAUUUGGAAAUAAGUGGCUCUUCAUGUAAAAAUGUAUACAACAGCAGCAUUGGAGUACAGUCAGAUGAAAUUGAUUUGUCUGAUGUUCUAUCAGGAAAUGGGAAAAUAAGUAGCUGUGCAGCUGCUGAAGGUAGUUUUACCUCCCUUACUGGACUUCUGGAAGUCGAACCUCUGCACUUUACCUGUGUUUCAACAAGUGAUGGAACUAGAAUAGAAAGGGACGAUGCAAGUACGUUUACUGUGAGUACUUUUGGGGUUACCCCAGCAGUUGGUGGCCUCUCGUCUGGAACGGUUGGGGAAGCUUCGACAGCACUGAGUUCAGCAGCCCAGGUAGCUUUGCAGUCUCUCUCUCAUGCAAUGGCCUCAGCCGAGCAACAGCUCCAGGUGCUGCAAGAGAAACAGCAGCAGCUUUUGAAGCUUCAGCAACAGAAAGCUAAGCUGGAAGCAAAACUACAUCAGACAACAGCGGCAGCUGCAGCAGCAGCAGCAUCAGCAGUUGGUCCCGUUCACAACUCUGUGCCUUCUAAUCCUGUUGCAGCCCCAGGGUUCUUCAUUCAUCCUUCAGAUGUCAUUCCACCCACACCAAAAACAACACCUCUGUUCAUGACUCCACCUUUGACUCCACCUAAUGAAGCAGUUUCUGCAGUUAUCAAUGCAGAGCUUGCUCAGCUUUUCCCUGGUUCAGUCAUUGAUCCCCCAACUGUUAAUCUUGCUGCACAUAACAAAAAUGCAAGCAAGUCCAGAACGAAUCCACUCGGAUCUGGUCUUGCUCUUGCAAUAUCUCAUGCUUCACAUUUUCUUCAACCCCCACCUCAUCAGUCAAUUAUUAUAGAGCGAAUGCACUCAGGAGCAAGAAGAUUUGUGACCCUAGAUUUUGGAAGACCUAUAUUGCUGACAGAUGUAUUGAUUCCUACUUGUGGCGAUUUGGCUUCUUUGUCAAUUGACAUCUGGACUUUAGGAGAAGAAGUAGAUGGAAGGCGACUGGUAGUGGCUACUGACAUUAGCACACAUUCGCUUAUCUUGCAUGAUUUGUUGCCACCCCCAGUUUGCAGGUUCAUGAAGAUCACUGUUAUUGGUCGAUAUGGUAGUACAAAUGCCAGAGCAAAAAUCCCAUUAGGAUUUUACUAUGGUCAUACCUAUAUCUUGCCCUUUGAAAAUGAGCUGAAACUAAUGCAUGAUCCCCUCAGAGGAGAAGGUGAAGCUGCAAAUCAGCCCGAAAUUGACCAACAUUUGGCAAUGAUGGUUGCAUUGCAAGAAGACAUACAAUGCAGGUACAAUUUGGCUUGUCAUCGGUUGGAAAUCCUUCUGCAAAGCAUUGACCUUCCGCCGCUGAAUAGUGCUAACAAUGCCCAGUACUUUUUACGAAAGCCGGACAAGGCAGUAGAAGAAGAUAGCAGGGUAUUUUCUGCUUACCAAGACUGCAUUCAGCUACAGCUUCAACUCAAUUUGGCUCACCAUGCUGUUCAGAGGCUUAAAGUAGCUUUAGGUGCGAGCAGGAAAACACCGAAGGAGCAAUCUGAUCCAAAAGAGUUGAUUCAGAUGUCAUCCACAGAACAGUUACGCACUAUCAUUAGAUACUUACUGGAUACUUUGCUUAGUUUGCUUCAUUCUUCCAAUGGGCACUCUGUUCCUGUGGUUCUGCAAAGUACUUUUCAUGCUCAGGCUUGUGAAGAAUUGUUUAAACACCUGUGUAUAAGUGGAACUCCAAAGAUACGAUUGCAUACUGGCCUUCUGCUUGUUCAGCUGUGUGGAGGAGAAAGAUGGUGGGGCCAGUUUCUUUCAAAUGUACUGCAAGAAUUGUACAAUUCAGAGCAACUUCUCAUAUUCCCACAAGACAGGGUCUUCAUGUUGCUUUCUUGCAUUGGCCAAAGAUCACUUAGCAACAGUGGCGUUUUAGAAAGUUUACUUAAUCUCCUGGAUAACCUGCUGUCACCACUGCAACCUCAUUUGCCUGUGCACAGAAGAACUGAAGGAGUAUUAGACAUUCCUAUGAUCAGCUGGGUUGUAAUGCUGGUAUCCAGACUUUUGGAUUACGUAGCUACUGUUGAAGAUGAAGCAGCCACUGCCAAGAAACCUUUGAAUGGAAAAGAAAGGGAACGAUUUCUGACAGGAAACCAGUGGAGUUUUAUUAAUAACAGCCUUCACACUCAGAGUCUGAGCAGAUCUACUAAAGGCAACAGUAGCCUAGACAGACUAUAUUCCAGAAAGAUCAGAAAACAGCUUGUUCAUCAUAAACAGCAACUUAACUUAUUAAAAGCAAAGCAGAAGGCUUUGGUGGAACAGAUGGAAAAAGAGAAAAUACAAAGCAACAAAGGAUCAUCAUACAAACUUUUAGUAGAACAGGCAAAACUAAAGCAGGCUACUUCAAAGCACUUCAAGGACUUAAUACGCUUACGUCGAACUGCAGAAUGGCCUCGUUCUACAUUAGAUACAGAAGUAUCAACAACAAAAGAAACUCCAGAAAUUGAACCACUUCCGUUUACACUGGCACAUGAACGUUGUAUUUCUGUAGUGCAGAAGCUGGCGCUCUUUCUCUUGUCAAUGGACUUUACUUGUCAUGCAGAUUUACUUCUGUUUGUUUGUAAGGUACUUGCUAGAAUUGCAAAUGCUACAAGGCCAACAAUACAUUUGUGUGAGAUUGUGAAUGAAACUCAGCUGGAAAGAUUAUUGUUGCUUCUGGUUGGGACCGACUUUAACAGAGGAGACAUCUCUUGGGGAGGAGCAUGGGCUCAGUAUUCUCUGACUUGUAUGCUGCAGGAUAUUUUAGCAGGAGAGUUGUUGGCACCUAUUGCAGCUGAAGCUAUGGAAGAAGGUGCUUUGGGAGAAGAUGCUGGAGCUUCAGCUGGGGAUUCUGAUGACUCUCUCCAGCAAUCAACAGUUCAAUUAGUGGAGACCAUAGAUGAGCCAUUAACACAUGACAUCACAGGUGCUCCACCUCUGUCAUCUUUGGAAAAAGACAAAGACAUUGACCUGGAAUUACUGCAAGACCUGAUGGAAGUUGAUAUUGAUCCUUUGGAUAUUGAUUUGGAAAAAGAUCCCCUGGCAGCCAAAGUCUUCAAGCCUAUAAGCAGCACCUGGUAUGAUUACUGGGGUGCUGAUUAUGGUACCUACAAUUACAAUCCUUACAUCGGAGGUGUUGGAAUUCCUGUUGCAAAACCACCAGUAACUACGGAGAAGAACGGAUCACAAACUGUGAGCGUAUCAGUCUCCCAAGCUUUAGAUGCACGUCUAGAAGUUGGACUUGAACAGCAGGCUGAGCUGAUGCUGAAAAUGAUGUCCACCCUGGAGGCUGAUUCCAUCCUACAGGCAUUAACAAACACAUCUCCUACAUUAACCCAGUCUCCCAGUGGAACAGAUGAUUCAUUGCUGAGGGGGUUACAUGCUGCAAACCAGAAUGCCCAGUUGAUUGUACAGUUGUCAUCUAUACCUAUGCUGAGUGCAUGCUUCAACAAACUCUUUUCCAUGCUACAAGUUCACCAUGUUCAGCUUGAAUCCCUUUUACAGUUAUGGCUCACAUUAAGCCUGAAUUCCAGCUCCUCUGGAAGUAAAGAUAAUGGCGCUGAUAUUUUCCUGUAUAAUGCUAAUCGAAUACCUGUAAUUUCUUUGAACCAAGCGUCCAUAACUAGCUUUCUGUCAGUUUUGGCAUGGUAUCCUAAUACCUUACUUCGGACAUGGUGCCUUGUGCUUCACAGCCUAACUCUCAUGACAAAUAUGCAGCUUAAUGCUGGUCCAAGCAGUGCCAUCGGAGCUCAGGAAAGUACUGCCCAACUGUUGGUGUCAGAUCCCAACCUCAUUCAUGUCUUGGUGAAAUUUCUGUCUGGUACCAAUCCUCAUGGAACAAAUCAACACAGUCCACAGGUUGGGCCAACAGCUACGCAAGCUAUGCAAGAAUUUCUUACUCGAUUACAAGUGCAUCUUUCUUCAACAUGUCCUCAGAUGUUCAGUGAAUUUUUAUUGAAAUUAAUACAUAUACUUUCAACAGAAAGGGGUGCUUUCCAGACAGGCCAGGGGCCCUUGGAUGCACAAGUGAAACUCUUGGAAUUUACUUUGGAACAGAAUUUUGAAGUUGUAUCAGUUAGCACUAUUUCCGCAGUAAUUGAGUCUAUAACCUUCCUUGUGCAUCAUUACAUUACGUGUUCGGACAAAGUGAUGUCUCGCAGCGGCUCAGACAGCUCUGUGGGCGCUCGAGCAUGUUUUGGAGGGCUUUUUGCCAAUAUUAUUCGUCCAGGUGAUGCCAAAGCAGUUUGUGGAGAAAUGACAAGGGAUCAGCUUAUGUUUGAUUUGUUAAAGCUGGUCAACAUUUUAGUUCAGCUGCCACUUUCCAGUAACCGAGAAUAUAGCGCCCGUGUUCCAGUCGCAAGCAGUACUACAGACAGCGUAUCUGAUGAAGAAAAGGUUUCAGGAGGCAAAGAUGGCAAUGGAAACAAUCCUAAUACUCAAGGAUCAAGUGCAUAUGUGGCAGACUUGGUGUUAGCCAACCAACAAAUUAUGAGCCAGAUUUUGUCUGCUCUUGGCCAGUGUAACAGCAGCGCUAUGGCAAUGAUUAUUGGUGCAAGUGGCUUACAUCUCACUAAACAUGAAAACUUUCAUGGUGGCUUAGAUGCAAUAUCAGUUGGAGAUGGGUUGUUCACUAUCCUGACAACACUUAGUAAAAAAGCAACAACGGUGCAAGUGAUGCUUCAGCCAAUUCUUACCUACAUGGCUUGUGGGUACAUGGGAAGACAGGGUUCUCUCGCCACUUGUCAGUUAUCUGAGCCACUGCUCUGGUUCAUUUUACGAGUGUUGGACACAAGUGAGGCACUGAAGGCUUUCCAUGAUAUGGGUGGUGUUCAGCUUAUUUGUAACAACAUGGUAACAAGCACAAGAGCUAUUGUUAACACUGCAAGAAGUAUGGUUUCAACUAUUAUGAAAUUCCUUGAUUCUGGUCCCACCAAAGCAACAGACAGCAGUUUGAAAGCCAGAGUGCUAGCUUCUGAGCCUGAUAAUGCAGAAGGGAUUCACAAUUUUGCACCUUUGGGUUCAAUCACCUCGAGCAGUCCUACUGCCCAGCCUGCUGAAGUACUAUUACAGGCUACUCCUCCACACAGAAGAGCACGGUCUGCCGCGUGGUCUUACAUAUUCUUACCUGAGGAAGCUUGGUGUGACCUCACAAUUCACCUUCCUGCAGCUGUGCUCCUGAAAGAGAUCCACAUCCAGCCUCAUCUGGCAUCUCUUGCAACUUGCCCUUCGUCAGUAUCCGUUGAAAUAAGCGCAGAUGGUGUGAAUAUGUUACCUUUGUCAACUCCUGUUAUCACAAGUGGUCUCACCUAUAUAAAAAUCCAGCUUGUAAAAGCUGAAGUGGCCUCGGCUGUCUGUCUUCGUCUCCAUCGUCCACGAGAUGCUAGUACGUUAGGCCUCUCACAGAUCAAACUGUUAGGCCUCACAGCCUUUGGAAACACCUCAUCUGCCACAGUCAAUAAUCCAUUCCUUCCCUCUGAGGAUCAGGUCUCUAAAACAAGUAUUGGGUGGUUAAGAUUAUUGCACCACUGCCUCACGCACAUAAGUGAUUUAGAAGGAAUGAUGGCUAGUGCUGCAGCACCCACUGCUAAUCUGUUGCAGACAUGUGCUGCUUUGCUCAUGUCACCAUAUUGUGGUAUGCAUUCACCAAACAUCGAGGCUGUGCUUGUAAAAAUUGGGCUUCAGUCUACCAGAAUAGGCCUAAAAUUGAUUGACAUUCUUCUAAGAAACUGCUCAGCAUCAGGGAGUGAUCCUGCAGAUCUGAAUAGCCCUUUACUGUUCGGAAGAUUAAAUGGUCUCUCUUCUGACUCCACAAUAGACAUUCUUUAUCAGCUUGGAACAACGCAGGAUCCUGGGACAAAAGAUAGAAUUCAAGCACUGCUAAAAUGGGUCAGUGAUUCCGCAAGAGUUGCAGCUAUGAAAAAAAGUGGCCGGGUCAGCUAUAUUUGUCCAAACAGCUCAACAAGAGAGUAUGGUCUUUUGAUGCCAUCUCCUUCCCAUUUGCACUGUGUAGCAGCAAUUUUGUGGCAUAGUUAUGAACUGCUUGUUGAAUACGAUUUACCAGCAUUGCUGGACAGAGAACUCUUUGAAUCACUGUUUAACUGGUCAAUGUCUCUUCCUUGCAACAUGGUUCUGAAGAAAGCUGUUGACAGUUUACUUUGCUCAAUGUGCCACAUCCACCCAAAUUAUUUUUCCUUACUCAUGGGAUGGAUGGGUAUCACUCCUCCUCCAAUGCAGUGUCAACACAGACUGUCCAUGACUGAUGACAGCAAAAAGCAGGACCUUAGUUCAUCCUUAACAGAUGACUCUAAAAACGCACAAGCGCCUCUUGCACUAACAGAGUCUCACCUGGCUACUCUCGCUGCCUCAUCUCAAUCUCCUGAAGCUAUCAAACAAUUAUUGGACUCAGGUUUGCCCUCUCUGCUUGUAAGAAGUCUUGCUAGUUUUUGCUUUAAUCACACUUCUAGCUCUGACUGCACUGUGCAAUCAAUGGAUAUCACCCAGGAGAGACUCAGGAGACAUCAUGUUCCACAGCACUUUCAUAAAAUGCCUAUCACGGCAGACCUGGUUGCUCCUGUUCUCAGGUUUUUGACAGAAGUUGGCAACAGCCACAUCAUGAAGGAUUGGUUGGGUGGUUCUGAAGUCAAUCCGUUGUGGACAGCACUUUUAUUUCUGUUGUGCCAUUCUGGUGCUACUUCUGGAGGACACAAUGUCACACCACAACAGACCAGUGCAAGAUCUAGCUUGCUUUCUUCAACUGUAACAACGGGGUUGACCACUCAACAGCGGACAGCUAUUGAAAAUGCAACAGUUGCUUUCUUCUUACAAUGCAUUUCUUGCCAUCCUAAUAACCAGAGACUUAUGGCACAGGUUCUCUGUGAAUUGUUCCAGUCCUCUCCUCAGCGUGGGAACCUCCCAACCUCUGGAAAUAUUUCAGGAUUUAUUAGGAGGCUUUUUUUGCAGCUGAUGCUAGAGGAUGAGAAAAUGACUUUGUUUCUUCAGUCCCCAUGCCCAUUAUACAAAGGCAGAAUUAAUGCUACCAGUCAUGUGAUUCAACAUCCAAUGUAUGGAGCAGGACACAAAUUUCGCACUCUUCAUUUGCCUGUCUCAACAACUCUAGCAGAGGUUCUUGAUCGCGUGUCAGAUACACCCAGUAUUACAGCUAAACUAAUUAAUGAACAGAAAGAAGAUAAAGAAAAAAAGAACUAUGAAGAGAAAGAAAAAGUUAAAGCAGAAAAUGGAUUUCAGGACAAUUAUAGUGUUGUUGUUGCUUCUGGUUUGAAAUCUCAGUCAAAAAGAGCUGUUUCAUCCACCCCACCACGCCCACCAUCAAGACGAGGAAGAGUGAUGGCGGAUAAAGUAGGUACCUCUUCCACAGGAGGAGAAUCUUCCAGCAAGACCAUUAGUGUUCCAGUCUUUCACCUAUAUCAUAAACUUCUACCAGGCCAACCAUUACCAGCUGAAAUGACACUUGCCCAGCUUCUAACUCUGCUGUAUGACCGUAAACUCCCUCAAGGCUACCGAUCAAUAGAUUUGACUGUUAAGCUUGGUUCCAAAGUCAUCUCAGAUCCAAGCUUAUCAAAAACAGACUCAUUUAAACGUCUGCACACAGAGAAAGAACAUGCAGAUUUAUUGGGGCCUUGCCCUGAAGAUGAAGCAAUCAGCCCUGGUGAUGAGUGUAUGGAUGCAGUGCUAGAUGAAUCACUUCUUGAAACAUGUCCCAUUCAGUCUCCACUGCAAGUUUUUGCAGGAAUGGGUGGAUUGGCCCUCAUUGCAGAGAGACUCCCUAUGCUUUAUCCUGACGUAAUUCAACAAGUGAGCACUCCAGUGGUUACAUCGACCACACAGGAAAAACAGAAGGACAGUGAUCAGUUUGAAUGGGUUACCAUUGAGCAAUCAGGGGAAUUGGUGUAUGAAGCACCAGAAACCAUUGCUGCAGAACCUCCACCCAUCAAAUCAACAGUUCAGACUAUGUCUCCCAUACCUGCGCAUUCUUUGGCUGCCUUUGGUUUAUUUCUUCGUCUCCCUGGCUAUGCUGAGGUGCUGCUAAAAGAACGGAAACAUGCUCAGUGUCUGUUGAGAUUGGUGUUGGGAGUUACAGAUGAUGGUGAAGGAAGUCAUAUCCUGCAGUCUCCUUCAGCAAACGUGCUUCCAACUCUUCCCUUCCAUGUGCUGCGCAGUUUGUUCAGCACUACACCAUUGACUACUGAUGAUGGAGUACUGCUUAGACGGAUGGCGCUAGAAAUUGGGGCUAUACAUCUUAUCCUUGCUUGUCUGUCUGCUCUAAGCCACCAUGCACCAAGAGUGCCCAACUCUAGUCCCAACCAGACAGAGCCACAGGUGUCAAGUACACACAACACUGCAUCAACAGAAGAACAGCAGUUGUACUGGGCUAAGGGGACAGGCUUCGGAACGGGCUCCACAGCUUCAGGAUGGGAUGUUGAACAAGCUUUGACUAAGCAAAGGCUAGAAGAAGAGCAUGUCACCUGCCUUCUACAGGUUCUUGCUAGUUACAUAAAUCCUGCAGGGAGUACAUCAAAUGGAGAGACUCAAACUAGCCAUGAAGGUAGAGGGCAGAACAGCAGUGCUCUUCCAUCUGUUCUCUUAGAGCUACUCAGUCAGUCUUGCCUCAUUCCAGCAAUGUCAUCGUACCUCCGCAAUGAUUCAGUUCUGGAUAUGGCCCGACAUGUCCCCCUCUAUCGAGCCCUGCUAGAAUUACUCCGUGCUAUUGCAUCUUGCACAUCUAUGGUACCGUUGCUGCUUCCUCUGUCUGGAGAAAAUAGUGAAGAGGAAGAGGAACAGUUGGAAUCACAAGCUUCUGUUGGGACUUUGUUGGCUAAAAUGAAGACCUGUGUAGAUACCUAUACCAACCGAUUGAGGUCUAAAAAAGACAAAGCUAAAGCAGGAGUAAAACCAGAUACUUCUGAUCAAGAACCAGAGGGACUGACGCUUUUGGUACCGGACAUCCAAAAGACUGCUGAGAUAGUUUAUGCUGCUACCACCAGUUUGCGCCAAGCAAACCAAGAAAAGAAGAUGGCUGAAUACUCCAAAAAGGCUGCUGUGAAGCCCAAGCCUUUGUCUGUUUUACGGUCUCUUGAAGAAAAGUAUGUGGCUGUCAUGAAAAAACUCCAGUUUGAUACAUUUGAAAUGGUUUCUGAAGAUGACGAUGGAAAAUUGGUUUUUAAAGUAAAUUACCACUACAUGUCUCAGGUGAAAAAUGCAAGUGACGCCAACAGUGCUGCCAGAGCCCGACGUCUUGCUCAAGAAGCUGUGACUCUUUCAACAUCACUGCCUCUCUCAUCUUCAUCCAGCGUCUUUGUACGCUGUGAUGAGGAACGGCUUGACAUCAUGAAGGUUCUAAUUACUGGUCCAGCAGACACCCCUUAUGCUAAUGGUUGCUUUGAAUUUGAUGUAUAUUUUCCACAAGACUAUCCUAAUUCCCCUCCACUUGUGAAUCUGGAAACAACUGGAGGCCACAGCGUGAGAUUUAAUCCAAACCUCUACAAUGAUGGCAAGGUAUGUUUAAGCAUACUUAACACAUGGCAUGGCAGGCCAGAAGAGAAGUGGAAUCCCCAGACAUCAAGUUUUUUGCAGAGUGGCUGUAUUUGUAUGCAGCUCAUUCCUGCGCUUGCUUGGAUUAAAAACAAAACAAAACAAAACAAAAAAACCCCACAAACUGGAAGAUGGCAUCACCUCCUGGAAUUCAUGUAAUGUAUGUAUCACAAGGUAUUUGUGGUGAUGACAAAGCAGCCUCCACACUGUGACAGAUAAGAAGGUGAAGUAUACUUGUGAGAACUGUGAAGGUACUCUUUCAAAGCCUGCAAGUAAGCUAAGUAUAUGAAUAAAGCUGAAGAGAUGUGAAGUGUAACUACAGUAUCUUCAAUUACAAUUAGUGUUAAAUUAACCGAGAAUUUACUGGGACAUGUUAGGUUAUGAUAAUUAACUAGUCUUCGUAAUUUUCAGCUUUACAUCACAGAAAGGAAUUGAGAAAUAAGCACAUAGAUCAAAUAAACCUGAAGUUUGCAAUGGCUUGUUUGCGUUCCUACGGCAUUUCCUGAAUUUCUCCUUUCCUUGGAGUAAUUAUUUCAUAGCACAGGGUAGGCUUUCUGUUCCAGAUCCAAAAAGACUGUACAGUUUCCAUUUCAGCACAGUAGAAUUGCACCCUGGACUUCAGGAGAAUAGGUUUCAGCUUGGCAGGAUCCCACGGGAGGCUGUCCUGAAUGGCAAAAUGGCCCUGGAGAACUGGUUGAUCAAUCUCCUAGAAGUACAAGAAAGGUCCUCUCCAGUGCGGGGACGUCAAGCAAGAGUAGCAGAAAGCCAGCAUGGAUAAACAAGGAACUCCUGCCUGAGCUCAACUGCAAAAAGAAAGUACACAGAAGGUGAAAGAGGGGAUGGGCUACGAGGGAGGAAUAUGAAUUCAUUGCCCAAGCGUGCUGGGUAGAAAUGAAGAAACCCAAAUUUUAGCUGGUGUUGAAGGUUGCAAGGGAUAUGAAGAGGAACAAGAAGGGCUAUUUGUAGGUAUGUUGGCAGCUAAAGAAAAGCUGAGGAAAAUGUGGUCCUGUUGCUUAAUGGGGCAGGGAACCUAGUGACAAAGGGCAUGCAAAAGGCAGAGGUCUUUGAUUCACUCUUUAGUGGUAAGGUUUGUUCUCCUGUAACUCUGAGCAACUAGUAGGAAGGUCUGUGAGAAUGAGGAAUUGCCCACAGUAGAGGAAGAAAAAUAGGGAGAAUUUGGUCCAUAAAUCCAUGGAACCAAAUGUGAGGUAUGCAAGGGCCCUGAGGGAGCUAGCCGCUAUCACCUUCGAAAGGUCAUGAUGAUCAGGGGACCUUCCUGAUUACUGGCAAAUCUCACACCCAUCUUCAAGGACAAGCAGGAGGAUCAAUGGGGCUGCAGACUGGCUGGCCUCACCUGAGUCUCUAGGAAAAUUACAGGGCAAAUCCUCCUGGAAGCUAUUUCCAAGCACAUUAAAGGACAAGGUGACUGAGAACAGCCAAAAUGGAUUUACCAGGGCAAAAAGUGCCUGGCCAGCCUGCCUGCCUUCUACAAUGAGUUGACUGGCUCUGUGCACAAAGGGCAAGCAGUGGAUGUUGGUUAUCUUGACUUCAGCAAGGCCUCUGGUGCAGUCUCCCUUAGUAUCCUUGUAGACAAGGAGAUACGGAUUUGUGAGACGUAGAUUAUAAGGUGGGUGGAAAAAUGGCUGGACCAAUGGCCAAGAAGAAAUCUUACUGCUGUCUUCAGUACCUGAGGGGGAAAGGUAUAGAGAAAAUGGAGCCAGACUCCUCUUGGAGGUGCACAGCAACAGGAGGAGUACCAGUUGACACAAACUGGGACAGAAAAUUUUGGUAAGAUUAUUAGGAAAAACUUUUUCACUAUGAGGGUCAUCAAACACUGUGACAGGUGCCAAGAGAGACUGCGGUGUUUCCAUCCUUGGAGAUUAAGUCCACUCUCCCUAUAGUGUGAAAAACGUCUGGUUUGGAGAUCUGGGCUGUAGUUCCUUUCAUAGUGAGGAACUACAAAGUGAAACUUUCCCAGGAUUGAUCUAAUCCAGAGAGAAACAAAUUCUGAACUGUAGCUAUAAAAAUUAAUGUAGAAAGGUGUAGAUAAGGGAAACCUUAUUUUCACUAAACUCCUUUUACUUGGAUUAAUAUUAGUUUUACUUCAGGCAGGCCUUAGCUUAAUCUGCACAAUUGCUGGUAAUAUUUGCAUGGGGGGUGUGGGGUAAGGAUUGUAAAAUGUUGAUUUGAUUGUUAGAAAUCUCAUACAGCAUUCAGGUUUGUAACUUCAAAGUUUUUUUAAGGUUUCAUUUUGAAGAUAGUAAGAAAGCGGUUGGAAAAAGUUCCCCACACAUUGGGAGAAAAACACUUUGUAGCUAUUAAAUGGAAAACAGCUGUAGGACUCCAUAAAUUGCUUGGAAAGAAUUAAGCAGUACAUGUUUUUUCAGGCUCGAAGACUAAACUAUUGUCAGACCACCCAAAAUGCUUCAGCAAUUAAUUUUUCUGAAAUGAAACUGGAAAAUCAGAUUAGAGUUUUUAGUUCAUUAAAAUUUUAAUUCAGAAUAACAACUAUUUAUUAAGGCCAAGAAAGUACAAUGCUGCUUAGAAUCCAACUUCUCUGCUAUAGUGUUUUGGUUUUUUUUUUCUUUUUCCUUUAAUACCUAAAAUAUAGCAUUCUAAAAAGCCAGACCCAAUUACUUCUGGACCUCUGAAAAGGCCACAGAUUACCAAAACUCUUCAGGUAUCUGAAGCAUUGUACUUGAAGUACUCUAACUUGGCUUGGCAUGUGUGCAUUAAUCUUCUGCCAUUUUAGUUUCUUAAGUGAUCUUUUUCUCGCUGGGACCUGAUUUGUGUGACACGCCAACAGCACCAAGUGUAACACAGAACAGCCAUGGCUACUUUCAGUCAACUGCACGGUGGGCAAGGGAGACAAUGUCGUGAUGUUGCACACUAUACCAUGUAACAGCUGCUGGUUAGAGUACUUACCUAAGAAAUAGAAAAACUUGCUCAAUUUUCCUUUUCAGUCCAAAGGGGGAUUCUGGUCCGCAUUUCCCACUGCAACAAUGACAUGCCCUGUCCGGCACAAUACAGACCCACUGGGCUAGAUCACCCUUCAGUGCUAGAGUUAAAGCAAAGCAUCAUACAGCUACCAAUAAAAAGUAUCAUGGCGCCAAAAGGAGUAAGGAUGUGAUUGUGUGCGCUCAUGGUGGGACUGAGAUUAACCUAGAUCAUUGAACUGAUUCUUGGGCUGUUGUUCUGAAAUGACUUACUGCUUUGGCGUUGUGUCUAUGGAGGGAGUAAACAGGGCAGAGCGGGCAAAGCUGGAACCCUUUUAUGCUGGCAUUGCCGCAAGAGAGACUCCAACAGAAAGCUGUUCUUAAGCAAAGCGCACGACUGUCUAGUAGUCAGGGCACUGCCCUAUGGAAGAACCAGCAUCUUUAGUUGACACUGACACGAUAGCUACGUAGUGUAAACUGCAUGUUCUCCACGUUCCGAGUAGAAGAAAGACUGUUGUCAUCUGUACCCAAAUUCACAAACUGGGCUCCUAAAUUAGAAGGUGCCUCCAGGCUUUUAGUUGCACCUAGGUUGGGAGGAGAAUGAGACACAGCUGCCCUGAUGUUUUUAUCAACUGUAGUGGAUGUCUUGCACCUCAUUAUGCAAGGUGCUGGAAAUACCAUUCUUAGACGUAGCAUAUCUUUAACUCCCCAGUGUCUGAGGAAUUUACAUGUUCAAAUCAUCUUUUUUGAAUUCUUUACAGUUACAGAACUAGGUUUGUGACACUGAAUUGUAAUGUCUAAAGUUCUUGCUCGAUUUGGUUCAAAGUCCAUAAGAAAAAUCCCUCCUUCAUUUAAAAAAAAGAAAAAAAUACUGGUGGCUUUCUACCUGUAUAGCAACAUGGUUUUCUAGAUGUAACAUAACUGAUUAGGUACAAAAAAAAGUUGACAAGGCCAAACGUUCUAAUGCUGGAAAAAUGACAAAGCAAGACAUCAAAUCACAAAUAUGCAGUACAUGUACAUUUGGAUUCCUAAAUAUCCUAUUUAUCUAUGUAAUUCUUUGUUUUAUAUUAGGAUUACUAGGACAUAUAGUUAAAUGCCUUGUAUGUAUUGAAGUGUCUAUUCCCACAUAUGCCUUAUAUUAAAAUUGUGAGGGGAAAUUAUAAUUUCUUUAUUACUGUAUGAAACUUUGGUGAUAUA
This is a messenger RNA of Dromaius novaehollandiae (emu), 18353 nucleotides long. RefSeq names its product baculoviral IAP repeat containing 6 (gene BIRC6). Gene Ontology annotation, molecular function: ubiquitin-protein transferase activity. Gene Ontology annotation, biological process: apoptotic process; regulation of cytokinesis. The record is from RefSeq and is a predicted model, not a curated record. NCBI's taxonomy places the organism in Eukaryota, Metazoa, Chordata, Aves, Casuariiformes, Dromaiidae. The transcript is spliced from 72 exons. Bases 184 to 14379 code for a protein of 4731 amino acids.